Messenger RNA from Macrobrachium nipponense, 831 nucleotides. Its product is annotated as malectin-A-like. The record is from RefSeq and is a predicted model, not a curated record. Gene Ontology annotation, cellular component: membrane. Gene Ontology annotation, molecular function: carbohydrate binding. The coding region runs from base 1 to 831 and encodes 276 amino acids. NCBI's taxonomy places the organism in Eukaryota, Metazoa, Arthropoda, Malacostraca, Decapoda, Palaemonidae. The transcript has a single exon.
AUGGGUCACGUGAUCUAUGCUGUCAAUGCUGGAGGAAACGCCCACAUCGACACCUUCGGUAUAAUGUACGAGAGGGACCCCCUCGAGGGCAAAAUCGGCACGGCGUCAGACUUCGGCAGGCGAAUCCUCAUAAGGGACGUCCCCAUCGCGGACCAAGUUUUGUAUCAGACCGAACGCUUCCACCAUUCCACGUUCGGCUACGACAUCCCCCUGAAGGGCGACGGGGAAUAUAUACUCGUCCUCAAGUUCUGCGAAGUCUAUUUCGACGCCCCUGGUAAGAAAGUAUUCGACGUGGUGCUGAAUGGCGGGAUGAAAGUGCUGCCAGGGUUAGACAUAUUCAGCCGUGUUGGGCGAGGCGUCGCUUGCGACGAACACGUCCCAUUCACCAUCGUUGGCAAUUCAGUUUUCGUAGCUGGCCGGGAGAGUGUUCUCAGAAGCAAUACUCUGAGGGUGGAGUUCGCGAAGGGCUUGAAAGACAACCCGAAAGUGAACGCGUUGUUCGUCAUGAAGAUCAAGAUGGACGAGUUCCUCAACCUAGUUUUCCCAGGUCGAAACGACCUGAUCACCAGCCUGCAGGAGCUGAAGACUAUUCUGGGGAGCAUAAUCGACAAAAAUAUAAACAGUUUCGAAAAUAAGGACGGAGAACUGAAAGGGGUCAAGUAUCAGCUGUUGGAGGACGAACCGAGUGACAUGAAGCGGCUGUCUAAGGAUAAGCCAGGAAGUGGUACGAAGAAUUUUGACCCGUAUGAAGCAGACACGAGCUACAUCAUUCCUAUUCUAACUGCUCUUGGGGCUAUGGUCCCCUUGAUUUUCCACUUCUGUAGAAUCUAA